Fulmarus glacialis (Northern fulmar) is the source of this 2172-nucleotide messenger RNA. It is a transcript of the gene PROS1, whose product is annotated as protein S (alpha). The annotation marks the transcript as partial. Gene Ontology annotation, cellular component: extracellular region. The record is from RefSeq and is a predicted model, not a curated record. The transcript has 14 exons. Gene Ontology annotation, molecular function: calcium ion binding. NCBI's taxonomy places the organism in Eukaryota, Metazoa, Chordata, Aves, Procellariiformes, Procellariidae.
UUUUAUCCCAGCAGUAUGCCUCUCAGUUCCUGGUGAGGAAACGUCGAGCAAAUUCUUUUAUGGAAGAAAGUAAGAAGGGAAAUUUAGAAAGAGAGUGCAUUGAAGAAUUAUGCAACAAGGAGGAAGCCAGGGAAAUCUUUGAAAAUAAUCCUGAAACUGAAUAUUUUUAUCCCAAAUAUUUAAGCUGCCUUGCCUCCCAUCGAGCAGGGGUUUUCAGGGUUACUGCAGUUACUCCAGAUUCUCCAGCUGACCUGAGGGCUUGUGUCAAUGAAAUUUCAAACCAGUGUAGCCCUCUGCCGUGCCAUGAAGAUGGAUAUAAGGAUUGCAUAGAUGGACAAGCCACAUAUACAUGUGUCUGUAAACCAGGAUGGCAAGGAGACAAAUGUGAAGAAGAUAUAAAUGAAUGUGAAGACUUAAAUGGAGGUUGUAGCCAACGCUGUUCCAAUUUACCUGGAAGCUACCGUUGUUUAUGUGAAGACGGCUACUUCAUGCAUUCAAAUAAACGGGAUUGUGGAGAUAUAAAUGAAUGUGUGUUACAUCCAAACAUCUGUGGGACAGCCAUCUGUAAAAACACCCUGGGGAAAUAUGAAUGUGAAUGUGCACAAGGCUACACAUAUAAUUCAACAUCCAAGAACUGUGAAGAUAUUGAUGAAUGUGCUGAAAAUGUUUGUGCUCAACUCUGUGUAAACUCUCCAGGAAGUUAUAGCUGCUAUUGUGAUGGCAAGAAAGGGUUCAAGCUCUCUAAGGACAUGAAGAAUUGUGAGUCUGUUACUGCAUGUAUCCCACUGAACCUUGAAAAGAAUUAUGAACUGCUUUACCUGGCAGAGCAAUUUAUAGGAAUUCCUGUUCUGUACUUAAAGUUUAAAUUGCCAAAUGUCACGAGAUUUACAGCAGAAUUUGAUUUCCGGACAUAUGAUGCAGAGGGAGUUAUACUUUAUGCAGAAUCCCUUGACAAUACAGCAUGGAUCUUGCUUGCUCUUCGUGAUGGGAAGAUUGAAAUUCAGUUCAAGAAUGAAUUUGGAACAAAAGUCACUAGUGGAGGCAAAGCCAUUAAUGAUGGACUGUGGCAUAUAAUAUCAGUUGAAGAACUAGAACACAGCAUCAGUGUAAAAAUAGCUAAAGAAGCCGUGAUGAGUAUUAACAGCCCAGGAACGCUUUUUAAACAAUCACAGGGUUUCUUGGAAACUAAGGUGUACAUUGCAGGAUUACCUCGCAAAGUGGGCAACACUCUUGUUAAACAGAUUAACCCUCGGCUAGAUGGGUGCAUUCGUGCCUGGAACCUGAUGAAUCAGGGACAUUCAGGUGUAAAAGAAGUUAUUCAAGAAAAACAAAGCAAACACUGUUUAGUAGCAGUGGGGAAAGGGUCCUUCUACCCUGGCACUGGAAUGGCAAAGUUUCAGAUAAACUAUAAUAAUCUUGACAGUGCUGAAGAUUGGCUAAUAAAUGUGACUAUGACUAUACGCCCAUCCACAGACACUGGUGUUAUGUUUGCCUUGGUUUCUAAUGACACAGUGCCUCUUGCUUUGUCCAUAGUGGACUUUAACUCUUCUGACUCACAGAAAAUCAUUGUGACCAUUGGAAACAUCACUGUUGCACAUCUGGAAUCAAAGAAGUUAUGUACACCCAGAAAAGUGCUGGUUGGACUUCUUGUAACCAAACAGCAACUUGAACUGUCUGUUGAUUCACACACAGACAGAAGCAAUUCAGAGCAACUGUCUAUCCUGCAUCAAGCAAUGAUGGCAAAUGUUGUUGUUACCUACUUGGGCGGCCUGCCAGAUGUUCCUCUGGGUGCUACGUUAGUAACCGCUUUUUAUAAUGGCUGCAUGGAAGUGAAGGUCAACAACAGACAGCUGGAUCUGGAUGAAGCCAUUUCUAAACACAAUGAUAUUAGAUCUCACUCGUGCCCACUGAUUAUGCAGUAACUAUUCAAUUCUUAAUUUAACUUUUUUCUUUCAGAUAUAAUUUGCGUAGUCUCAUGCCAUAAUGAAGCCUGUGUUAUUUUAUUCAAGAUGUGCCAGGAAAAUAAUCAACAGCGUGUUUUUCCUCCCUUUUAUAUAGAAUGGGGGAAAAAAUCCCCUCUUUUUUCAACUGUAAAGAGACAAUCAAGAUCAAAAUGCUGUAAAAUGUUUUUAUUCAUAUCAGUGAUAAAUCUUAUAGUUAGAUUUAUCUUCC